Messenger RNA from Acanthocheilonema viteae, 750 nucleotides. Lineage: Eukaryota; Metazoa; Nematoda; Chromadorea; Rhabditida; Onchocercidae. The record is from the annotation of a GenBank genome assembly.
AUGGGACUUGAAAGGAACUGGUUGACUCUCAAUACCGAUCAGCAAGUAAUCGCAUAUCAGAAGGAUAUUGGUCGAGCGUUAUUAGCUACUGAAACAAAUGAUGAUGAUAUGCUAAGAGUGAUAUUGUCCAAAACAAACAUAUCAUUUGACGCUCGGAUCGACGAAGCUUAUCUGGAAAAGUGGACAUUGCUUGAAUUUGCCCUAAUGCUUGGUCAUCGACAAUGUGCUGAAGUAUUACUGCUAAGUGGAGCCACUAUUGAUAUUGAAUCAUGUCCACUAGAACGUCGUCUGCAACAAAUUGAAGAGAACAUCGAACUUAUUACUGAAGAAAUUCGAUUUUUGAGGGCCACCAACAUUCGAAAUGAAGAUAAACGGGUAAAGUAUCUAGAGAAACGUUUAUUACAAAUGAAAAAAAUGGAAACUGUUUUGGAAAAUACCACUGUUCCUGGAUCACUAACCAAUGUUGAAGUAGUCGUUUCAGCAUCAGAUCAGCUAACAGUGAGUUGGAAAGAUGUUCGCCAACGUAAUAUGGAUCUUGUUAUAAACUACAAAGUUGAAUGGAGCUUGUGCGACGAUUUCAACAGUACUGAAGGAAGCUUGCUUGUGGAUACUAUUAUGAGAAACUAUGCAGUAAUAUCUGAAUUAAAACAUGGGUUACGAUACUCUGUACGCGUUAGUGCUGCAUCUAUUGGAGGAUUUGGCCAUCCGACUUUAGCAACACCUCAAUCGCUAUUGCUUUCAAGUAGUUAA